Molecule: messenger RNA, 501 nt
Organism: Phaeodactylum tricornutum CCAP 1055/1
Lineage: Eukaryota; Bacillariophyta; Bacillariophyceae; Surirellales; Neidiaceae
Exons: 1
Coding region: 1-501 (166 amino acids)
Source: RefSeq, a predicted model, not a curated record
AUGCAUCGCCUGUGCACUUUUCGACCAGGCAGAACAUACCGGACCGUUCGAGCGCACGUUGGUCAAAGGCUGUCGACAAAGAUUCCGGAGCCGACUUGGUCGUUGGCGUCACUCGAACUGGAUCAACCCCAUGAACCCAUCACCCGAUCCCAAUUGGAGACCUUGGCGCGUCGAGCGUUGCUGUACGUGAAGGACGAUGUACACGCACUCCAGUUGCAACAAGAUGUCGGUAAUAUGAUGUUUCUAUUGUCGCAAAUUCAGCGGACCCAAGUUGUGACGGAACAGAGAGAAACCUGUUCCAGCACGGCCAAGCCACAACCGGAUGCGGGAGCCGUGUACGAUGUACCACGACGAGGGAUUUCCCGGGCUCCCCUCCGAGAAUCGUCCGAACCUUUGGACAAGGAAGAAAUGCAAAAGGUGUGGGAUUCGUUGCUAAAGCCGAAAACGACACGAGUUGGCGCCCACAAUUAUUUCGUCAUUCAAACUGGGGAAAAGCUUUGA